GCUUGCUUUAUGUCGGUCUCUUUACUCUGUUAAAAGGGUUUUUCACUUCCCAUCAAGGGAUAUCUGUAAGCAUGCUUCUCAGAAGCUCGUCUACUCCAAUCUUGAAUUCAUGGCUGCCCAAGUGCGCCAAGGACUCUUCACCUGAGCCGGAGUUUCAGGUUUUACAGAGAACGAAAUCGGUUUCCUUAUCGAGCUCAUUUCCGUGCUCUACGCAUUCCACUGAUGAUCACUCGACAAAGAAGCUUGUAACGACUUCCCCAGAUGUGCCAAAGCAGAAAACGAACAUCAUUCCACCGUUAAGUAAAGAACUUGAUGAAGAAAAAUUAUUACCAAGUUCAAGUAUCCAGAGCUUGUUUUCAAGUUCUGGGUUGGGAGAGAAAUCACAUGAGAUAGAAAGUUUUGCGCAAACUAUGGUGAUGGGUGGUGGUAUGGGCUGUAAUGGUGGCAAAAUUUGUGGCGGUGGUGGCAUUGGUGGUUCGGGAUUCUUUGAGAAUAAUAUGAGUAAGUCUACCGAUGCUUAUUAUCAAAAUAUGAUUGAGGCAAAUCCAGGAAAUGCGCUUUUACUUGGAAACUACGCAAAGUUCUUGAAAGAGGUUAAAGGAGAUUUUGCUAAAGCUGAGGAAUUUUGUGGAAGAGCAAUUUUGGCUAACCCAAGUGAUGGAAAUAUCUUGUCACUGUAUGCUGAUUUGAUAUGGCAAUCUCAUAAAGAUGCUCACAGAGCUGAAGAUUACUUUGCUCAAGCUGUCAAAACUACCCCUGAUGAUUGUUAUGUGCUUGCAUCAUAUGCUAAAUUUCUGUGGGAUGCUGAGAAAGAAGAAGAAGAGGAUGUAGACGGAGAUGAACACAGUCAUAUCUCUCCACCAAACUUCUUCCAUGGAGCUCCUUACUAUCCUCCUAUUACUGCGGCUUCUUGAAGAUCAUGAACCUGUAUUGAACUCUAGCUGGAGAUGUUACAUCGCCAAAUAAAAGAUCAGCAACUAAAAAUUGCUGACUGUAACUUACUUUAAAUUUACUAAGCCUAAAUAUGUAAAAAUGUGGAAGAGAACUUGUUCAAUUUAACAUCUAUUUUUGCAGUUGUGCUAUGAGGAAAUAUGAUGUAUUAGACCA
Mangifera indica (mango) is the source of this 1107-nucleotide messenger RNA. RefSeq lists its product as uncharacterized. Bases 72 to 914 code for a protein of 280 amino acids. NCBI's taxonomy places the organism in Eukaryota, Viridiplantae, Streptophyta, Magnoliopsida, Sapindales, Anacardiaceae. The record is from RefSeq and is a predicted model, not a curated record. The transcript has 3 exons. Gene Ontology annotation, molecular function: protein binding.